AUGUCCAAUCCACAGGAUUACACGGUCGGAUGGAUCUGUGCAAUUACUACGGAGUCUGUCGCCGCCCAGUCUUUUCUCGAUGAGAGACACGACCCGCCUGCCGAAGUUGCUCAAAACGAUAACAAUUCGUACGCGUUGGGUAGGAUCGGCAAACACAACGUCGCCAUCGCCGUGAUGCCGGAUGGGGAGUACGGCCUGAGCUCUGCCACAUCUGUUGCAAGAGACAUGUUGCAUACUUUUCCCAACAUUCGGAUCGGACUGAUGGUCGGCGUCGGAGGUGGAGCUCCAAGUGAACAUCACGAUGUGCGGCUCGGCGAUGUUGUGGUCAGCAGCCCACGCAGUGGGAACGGCGGCGUGAUACAGUACGACUUCGGCAAGGCGAUACAGGAUUGCGAAUUCCUGGAGACAGGCUUCCUGAACCAACCACCUACAGUGCUGCGGACGGCGGUCUCUGGGCUCAGAGCAAGAUACGAGGUUAAUGGCCAUCAGCUUGAGGAGCAUAUCAACAAGGUUCUGCAAGAAAAAACGCGACUCCGAAAGAAAUACUCUCGCCCGCAUGCCGACAGCGACAGGCUAUACAAGUCAGAAUUCACACAUCAAGACCCAGAAGGAGACUGCCGCCAGUCGUGCGGUGAUGACUCGUCAAAUCUAGUAGUACGACACUCACGAAACGAGGACGAAGACAAUCCGAUGAUUCACUAUGGGCCAAUCGCGUCCGCUAAUCGACUGAUGAAGGACGCGCGCUCCAGGGACAAAUUAGCCGCCGAGAAGGGCGUCCUGUGUUUCGAGAUGGAGGCAGCAGGACUGAUGAACAAUUUUCCCUGCCUCGUUAUUCGUGGUAUUUGCGACUAUGCCGAUUCGCACAAGAACAAGGAAUGGCAGGGAUUUGCAGCUAUGGCGGCUGCAGCGUAUGCGCGGGAUCUACUGCAUCAGAUUCCUCCAAACAAGAUCGAGUCGGAGAGGAGGAUCAAAGAAGCCUUGACAGAUGUGCAGAGAGAUCUCGCAUGUAUGCAGAAAGUGACGCAUGAUGUCAAGACUGAUGUACAUGCGAUGAGAACUAACAGCCACGCCGCGAGGAUCAAGCGCUGGCUUUCGCCUGCGGACCCAUCUACCAAUGCCAACAAGGCAAGGAAAUCUCGGCAUAUGGGAACUGGCACAUGGUUCCUCGAAAGCGACCACUUUGCUCAGUGGAAACUCGGUUUGCGCCGCCAUAUGUGGCUCUACGGCAUGCCAGGGUGUGGCAAGACGGUUCUCAGCGCCACUAUUCUUGACCAUCUUAACGGAAUAGAGGAUUUCCUAACCGUCUACUUCUUCUUCGACUUUACCGAUACUAGGAAGCAGAAACUGGCUGCUGUGUUACGUUCGCUGGCUUUCCAGCUCUAUGCCUCUCGGCCAGAGUCUCAAAAAUACCUCGACAGCCUAUUUAACAAUGGACAAGAGCAACCAGACACCGAUAAGCUAUCUGUAUGCCUUAUGGGUAUGAUGCAAGCUCCUGGGAAGCUUGUUGUUCAGCUAGAUGCUCUAGAUGAGUGCUCUGAGCGAAGAGAGCUACUUGAAUGGAUGGAGUCCAUCUCUACCGUCGCACAUGUUCAACUCAUAGCAACUGGGCGACCCGAAGUCGAGUUUGAGCGCACCCUUCGCGGUUGGGUCGGGACUGAGAAUUGCCUGCCUCUGAACAAAGAGUGUGUGAACGCCGAUAUUAACUCCUAUGUCGCGGCCAGGCUGGACCAAAGCCCGGAAUUCAAAAGGUGGGCAGCAUCACCGGAUCUGCUAGGGGAAAUCAGGGAUACCAUUAGCAACAAAGCCGACGGAAUGUUCAGGUGGGCAGUCUGUCAACUGGACCAUCUCCGGGAAUGUCUCGAUCGCGAGUCACUUGAGGAAGCGCUUCAAUCCCUGCCCGAAGAUUUAAAUACGAAGUACGCCCGAAUUAUUCAGAACAUUCCACGAGAGCGAAAAAACAAGACAAUUCGCCUGCUACAGUUUCUUGUUUACUCAGAGCGACCUUUAUCCCUUGCAGAGGCCGUGGACGUGAUCGCAGUUCGUCUUAACAAAGGAGGCUUCGACACGAGGGAUCGAAUUCCCAUUGAUGAGGAAAUCACAGGAUACUGUUCCAGUCUCAUAUCGCUUGUACAAGCCCCAGGUCGAGUGGCAGAGCUCGAACUACAGCUGUCCCAUUUCUCAGUGAAGGAGUACCUCAUGAGUUGUGAUGUCACAGACUUCAUUCACCCUACUCCUUUGGUCGCUAUUACAGAGACGUGCUUGGCCUACCUUGGGAGCAUACGAAAUGAAGGCGACAUUUAUGGAAUAUGUGAAUACUUCCCAUUAGCAAGAUACGCGGCAGAAACAUGGGUGAGCUACGCAAAACAAGCCGAAGUUUCAGAAGAACUUGUAGACUCAGUUGUCAGGUUCCUCCAGGACCGGCCGAAAUUCCGGCUCUGGGCCAGAGUUUUGUAUGCCGAUGAACCGUUCGGUGGUUGUGAAGGUAUAGGAAUCAUGUUGCCACUUUAUUUUACAUGCUUCAAUGGCCUUAAAGCGACUGCACAGAAACUAUUGCUUAGUGGUGCUGAUGUCGAUGAGGAAGGGGAAAUUCACGGUCCUGCACUACGAGCUGCUACAGAAAGAGGCCACCGGGAUAUUAUCCAGCUGCUGCUAGAGAGAGGGGCCAAUAUCAAUGCCGAAGGAGGUUUUUACGGCUCUGCACUUCAAGUUGCUUCAGCAGGGGGCCACAAGGAGACUGUCCAGCUGCUGCUAGAGAGAGGGGUCAAUAUCAAUACCAAAGGGGGCCAUUUCGGCUCUGCACUCCAAGCUGCUUCAGCAAAGGGCUACAAGAAGACUGUCCAGCUGCUGCUAGAGAGAGGGGCCAAUAUCAAUGCCAGAGGGGGCCAUUUCGGCUCUGCGCUCCAAACUGCGCUAAGACUAGGCCGCUCGGAGAUUUACCACUUACUUAUUGGUAGACAAUGGGGCUUAUGUCUAGAUUGA
Molecule: messenger RNA, 2979 nt
Organism: Ilyonectria robusta
Lineage: Eukaryota; Fungi; Ascomycota; Sordariomycetes; Hypocreales; Nectriaceae
Exons: 3
Coding region: 1-2979 (992 amino acids)
Biological process (GO): nucleoside metabolic process
Molecular function (GO): protein binding; catalytic activity
Source: RefSeq, a predicted model, not a curated record